AUGGCUUUGUCCUACAUUCUCAUAUUAACAGCGGUUCUGACCUCAGUCAACGCUCUUGUUCCCGGAGUUUACACCAGAGGCCCGUGGGAAACCGCCCACGCCACCUUCUACGGUGGCAAGGAUGCAUCUGGGACCAUGGGUGGAGCAUGUGGGUACGGUAACCUGUACAGCCAAGGGUAUGGCGUGAACACUGCGGCGCUAAGUACGGCGCUGUUCAACAAUGGGCUGAGCUGCGGUGCUUGUUUCGAGCUCAAGUGUGUGGAUGAUCCUGAAUGGUGUCACCCCGGCAGCCCUUCUAUUUUCAUCACCGCUACCAAUUUCUGCCCGCCAAACUUUGAACAACCUAGUGAUAAUGGUGGGUGGUGCAACCCCCCUCGUGCCCAUUUCGACCUUUCCAUGCCUAUGUUUCUCAAGAUUGCGGAGUACCGAGCUGGAAUCGUCCCCGUUUCAUACCGCCGGGUGCCAUGUCGUAAACAAGGAGGGAUAAGAUUCACCAUAAACGGUUUUCGCUACUAUAACUUGGUUUUGAUCACCAAUGUUGCGGGUGCGGGGGAUAUCACUCAGGCUUGGGUCAAGGUUUCCAAAACCGAUUGGAUGAGUCUUAAAAGAAACUGGGGCCAAAACUGGCAAUCAGAUGAGGUGUUGAUUGGACAAUCACUUUCGUUCAAGAUUUUAGCUAGUGAUGGUCGCACUUCCAUCUCGGAGAACAUAGUACCUUCUAAUUGGCAAUUUGGUCAAACCUUUUCCGGAAAUAACUUUUGAGUUUGAAAGCUGAAUUGGGUUAAGACUCUGUUUGGUUGACGGUUUAGACUUUUAG
Molecule: messenger RNA, 817 nt
Organism: Helianthus annuus (common sunflower)
Lineage: Eukaryota; Viridiplantae; Streptophyta; Magnoliopsida; Asterales; Asteraceae
Product: expansin-A6
Exons: 3
Coding region: 1-762 (253 amino acids)
Biological process (GO): plant-type cell wall organization
Cellular component (GO): extracellular region
Source: RefSeq, a predicted model, not a curated record